GCAUUUGCAGCUGCAUCUGGUCUCUGGCGAGCUAAGUGCAUGCAACUGGUCGACAAGACCCGUAACUUGCAUAGAACCUUUUAUCCUUUCGUGACCCUACACGAACGUUUCAUGGCUCAGCAGCAUUCGUUAAACCUUUUUACCGAGAGGAAUUUAUAGCGCUAAUAAAAAGGAAUUUAUAGCGAACGGGCGCUGCAACAUCGGGUGCCAAAAACUUGCAUCGGUCGCGGACGCCGCCCAGGCCACCCAUUUGAAGCGCGCGCUGAAGGAAGCCACGAGAGACGGCGAGACGCCGACGCGAGCGACACGAGCCCCCCUCCCUUUCUUUGUUCGUUUCGUCCAAAAGAGUCAAGAGCGGCGAGGGGAGAAAACGAGUUUUCUCAGACCCCCGAGGGACUGAGCGAGCGAGAGCCGCACGCAUGGCAGCGCAGGAGGCGCUUCGGUGGCGGUACGGCGACGUGGACGACGGCAACUUCGAGGUGCGCGGCCGCGGCGUGCCGGCGGUCCUCGUGGCGCUCUUCGGCGUCCUCGUCUGCUUCGUCGCCGUCUGCCUCUACCUCCGAUGGACGUGCCACCGCUACAACGACCGCCGCCUCAUCGCCGCGGCGAGGGCGACGGCGCCGCCCUGGUACUCCUCCGCGGCGACGCUGGCCGCCGGGGCCACCACCGCCUGUUUCCCAGAGGCGGCGGGCCUCGACGACGCCGCGAUCGCGGGCCUGGCCGUGACGCUGUACCGGCCUGGCGCCGUCGGCGCGGGUGCGUGUGCGGCGGACGACGGCGCGGCGCGGCAGCAGUGCUGCUCCAUCUGCCUCGGCGAGUUCCAGGAGGGCGACAAGGUGAAGGCGCUGCCGCGGUGCGGGCACGGGUUCCACCCGGAAUGCGUGGACGCGUGGCUGCGGGCGCGCCCGAGCUGUCCCUUGUGCCGGGACACGCUUCUCGCCGCCGCCGUAGCCACCAAACCAGACGCCGCCGUCGGAAGCGAAGCUGUCUGAUCAUUCGUUCCAUCACGGGCGCGGCGCAGCGCGGCGGCCGUGCGCGGAGCAGGAUGGAUGCCCCCCGUGGCCCUAUGCCGACACCCGCCAUUGGACUCGGUGUCGGAGAGCCGUCGAGACCGCGGGCAUUUGUCGUUUUCUUUCAAUUGUUCGCACAGCGCUGUAAAAUCUUUGCGAUGUGGCAUUGUGGCGGUUUCUUCGCCCACUC
Messenger RNA from Sorghum bicolor (sorghum), 1200 nucleotides. Its product is annotated as RING-H2 finger protein ATL66. Bases 420 to 992 code for a protein of 190 amino acids. The record is from RefSeq and is a predicted model, not a curated record. The transcript has a single exon. Lineage: Eukaryota; Viridiplantae; Streptophyta; Magnoliopsida; Poales; Poaceae.